Messenger RNA from Ailuropoda melanoleuca (giant panda), 6181 nucleotides. It is a transcript of the gene LMO7, whose product is annotated as LIM domain 7. The coding region runs from base 333 to 5408 and encodes 1691 amino acids. NCBI's taxonomy places the organism in Eukaryota, Metazoa, Chordata, Mammalia, Carnivora, Ursidae. Gene Ontology annotation, molecular function: protein binding. The transcript is spliced from 31 exons. Gene Ontology annotation, biological process: regulation of signaling; regulation of cell adhesion. The record is from RefSeq and is a predicted model, not a curated record.
GGGCGGCGGCUUCUUCGCUGCGACUGUUGAAGUCCCAAGAGUUGUCGGGCUGGUGCGGCGCACCGUCUCUAAUCCCCGGUCCACCUCCCGCGCCCUGCCCCGCUGCCCGGGGCCUCGGGGUCGUUUACAGGAGUUGAGAGGAACCACGCCUUAAAGUUCUUACGGGUUCGAAACUUUUCCAAACUGCAGAGCGCAACAAAGGGAAAGAGAGCCCGGGCUCCUCGCAGCUUGAGCAAAGGUCUGGCAGCAGGGCCCGACGCACGGGGGACCUCCCGCCCCUCCGCGCGCUCACCGCGUCUUUCUCUCUCCUUCUUACCCUAGUCCUGGAAGGCAUGGAGGAGCCCGGGGCCGACUGCGCCGUGGCUUUCGCCGAGGCCCAGAGAUGGGUGGAGGCAGUAACAGAGAAGAAUUUUGAAACAAAGGAUUUUCGAGCUUCUCUAGAGAAUGGUGUUCUGUUGUGUGAUUUGGUUAAUAAACUUAAACCUGGUGUCAUUAAGAAGAUCAAUAGAUUAUCCACACCAAUAGCUGGUCUGGAUAAUAUAAACGUUUUUUUGAAAGCUUGUGAACAGAUUGGAUUGAAAGAAGCCCAGCUUUUCCAUCCUGGGGAUCUACAGGAUUUAUCAAACCGAGUCACUGUCAGGCAAGAAGAGACUGAUAGGAGAGUGAAAAAUGUUUUGAUAACACUGUACUGGUUGGGGAGAAAAGCACAAAGUAACCCGUACUAUAAUGGACCCUAUCUUAAUUUGAAAGCAUUUGAGAAUCUUUUAGGACAAGCUCUGACUAAGGCUCUUGAAGACUCCAGCUGCCUGAAAAGGAGUGGCAGGGACAGUGGUUACGGUGAUAUCUGGUGUGCUGAACGUGGAGAAUUUCCUACUUCUCCAGGCAACCGUAAGCGAGAAGAUUCGUUCGAAAGCUUGGACUCUUUGGGGUCUAGGUCAUUCACAAGCUGCUCCUCUGAUAUCACGUUGAGAGGCGGACGUGAGGGUUGUGAAAGUGACACAGAUUCUGAAUUUACAUCCAAAAUGCAGGAUUAUAAUAAAGAUGAUAUGUCCUAUCGAAGGAUUUCGGCCAUUGAACCAAAAUCUGCCUUACCAUUCAACCGUUUUUUGCCCAGUAAAAGUAGACAGCCCUCCUAUGUGCCGGCACCGCUGAGGAAGAAAAAGCCAGACAAAAAUGAGGAUAACAGAAGAAGUUGGGCCAGCCCGGUCUAUCCAGAAGCAGAUGGAACAUUUCCAAGUAAUGAGAGGAGAACUUGGGGCACAAAUGUGAAGAACUGGCCAACAGUACAACAAACUUCAAACUCCUCUUGUUACUUGGAAGAGGAAGAAGAAAAGACACAUAUACCCAACACCGUAAAGGAUGAUCUUUAUGUGCGAAAGCUAAGUCCAAUCACACCAAACCCAGGGAAUGCUUUUGAUCAGUUUCUUCCCAAAUGUUGGAUCCCAGAAGAUGUGAACUGGAAAAGAAUAAAAAGAGAAACUUACAAACCAUGGUAUAAAGAAUUUCAGGGAUUCAGGAGGAAUUCAGAUUCUGAGGAUGAGGAUUUGGGCUCUGACAGAAGCUCCUCCAUUUUUAGUAGAAUCCAAAAAGCAAAGCAUAGGCUAGACAACAACUGCCAAAGACGUUCACUCUUGCUGGAAUUGGCUACCAAAGGGGCCAGGAGCUCGCAGGACACCUACGCAGCCAGGAGAAGCAGCGGUGCCGCGGACGAGCCCAGUCAGUUUUUAUUACUUCAGGCACUACAAACAUAUUCUGAUGACAUCUUGUCUUCUGAAACAAAUAUCAGAAUUGAUCCCACUGCCGGCCCAAGGCUCAUCACACGUAGAAAGAAUCUCUCUUCUGCACCAGGGUAUAAAAGAGAUGACCUUGAGAUGUCAACCCUAGAUCCUGACUUAGAGAAUGAUGAUUUCUUUGUCAGAAAGACUGGAGCUUUCCAUGCAAAUCCAUAUGUUCUCCGGGCUUUUGAAGACUUUAGAAGGUUUUCUGAGCACGAGGAUCCUGUAGAGAGAGAUAUAAUUCUGCAGUGUAGAGAAGGUGACCUUGUACUUCCAGAUCUAGAAAAAGAUGAUAUGAUUGUUCGCCGAAUUCCAGCACAGAAGAAAGAGGUGCCUCUGUCAGGGGCCCCAGAUAGAUACCAACCAGUCCCUUUCCCUGAACCCUGGACUCUUCCUCCAGAAAUUCAAGCCAAAUUUCUCUGUGUACUUGAAAGGACAUGCCCAUCCAAAGAAAAAAGAAAGAGCUGUAGAGUAUUAGUGCCUUCCCACAGGCAGAAGAAAGAUGACAUGUUGACUCGCAAGAUCCAGUCUUGGCAGCUGGGGACGACUGUGCCUCCUGUCAGUUUCAUGCCUGGUCCCUGCAGUGAGGCGGACCUCCGGAAGUGGGAGGCCAUCCGGGAGGCCAGCAGACUUAGGCACAAGAAACGGCUGUUGGUUGAGAGACUCUUUCAAAAGAUUUAUGGUGAGAAUGGGAGUAAGUCCAUGAGUGAUGUCAGCGCAGAGGAUAUUCAGAACUUGCGUCAGCUGCGUUACGAGGAAAUGCAGAAAAUAAAAUCACAGCUAAAAGAACAAGAUCAGAAAUGGCAAGAUGACCUCGCAAAAUGGAAAGAUCGUCGAAAAAGCUACACUUCAGAUCUGCAGAAGAAAAAAGAAGAGAGGGAAGAAAUUGAAAAGCAGGCACUUGAGAAGUCCGAGAGAAGCUCUAAGACAUUUAAGGAAAUGCUACAGGACAGGGAAUCCCGAGGUCAAAUGUCCACGGUUACAUCCAGGAGGAGGUUGCAUUCUUCUGAUGAUGUGUUGAAUGAAGAGAUGCUUUCCCCUACACUGACUACGUCAGAAGCAAGUUACCAGAGUGAGAGAGUAGAAGAGAAGGGAACAGUGUACUCUACAGAAAUUCCUAAACAAGAUUCCACGACUUUUGCAAAAAGAGAGGAUGCGGUCACUGCUGACCUUCAGCUUCCUUCUAAAAGCUCCAUGGAAGAACAGCUCCCAGACUCUUUGUCUUCUCAGCAUUCACUGACGACACAAACAGAGUCGACUCGAGUUUCAGCCUCUCUCCCCAGAAGUUACCAGAAAACUGAUACAGCCAGGUUAACAUCUGUGGUCACACCGAGACCUUUUGGCUCUCAGGCCAGGGGAAUCUCAUCACUCCCAAGAUCCUACACGAUGGAUGAUGCUUGGAAGUAUAAUGGAGGUGUAGAAGACGCUAGGAGAACCCACAGCAGUUUGGUCAGCACCUCUGUGCAAAAACUUGACAUAGGCCAGCUUGUUUCCAGCAAGUCCAGCGAGAGAGAGAGAGCAGCGCUGGGAGAAGGUGUGAUGGGGCUGCCGUCUCCUACAUCCUCCUUCUCAUCACUUUCCCUGGACCAGGCCGCCACGUCCAAAGCCACACUGUCUUCAACAUCUGGCCCUGAUUUAACGUCUGAGUUUGGAGAAGGGGGAGGCUCACCGCAAGCAGAGGUCUCAAGAUCACAGGAUCAGUUCAGUGAUAUGAGAAUCAGCAUAAACCAGACGCCUGGGAGCGGUCUUGACUUUGGGUUUACAGUAAAAUGGGCAUUUUCUGGGAUCUUCGUUGCAUCAGUCGAAGCAGGUAGCCCAGCAGAAUUUUCUCAGCUACAGGUAGAUGAUGAAAUUAUUGCUAUUAACAACACCAAGUUUUCAUAUAAGGACACAAAGGAGUGGGAGGCAACCAUGGCUAAUGCUAAAGAAACCGGAAACCUAGUAAUGGAUAUCAGGCGCUAUGGAAAGUCUGACUGGGGCAAAGACCAACCUUCCCUGCCAUUUACACGGCAUAAAACCCUCAAUCUCACCAGUAUGGCUACCAAAAUUAUAGGUUCACCCGAAACAAAGUGGAUUGAUACAACUUCUGGAAUUUACAACUCAGACAAAUCUUCAAGUCUGUCAAUAACAACUGAUUUCUCAGAAAGCCUCCAGCAUUCUAAUACUGAAUCCAAAGAAAUGAAUGGAAUUCGUGAUGAAAGUACUACUUUUGAAUCAAGAGGGAGUUCGGAUUCUGUGGUUCCUGAUCUUCCAGUCCCGACUCUCAGUGCCCCGAGCCGCUGGGCGUGGGAUCAAGAGGAGGCGCGGAAGCGGCAGGAGAGGUGGCAGAAGGAGCAGGACCGCCUGCUGCAGGAAAAAUAUCAACGUGAGCAGGAGAAACUCAGGGAAGAGUGGCAAAGGGCUAAGCAGGAAGCUGAGAGAGAGAAUUACAAGUACUUGAAUGAGGAACUGAUGGUCCUGAGCUCCAACAGUAUUUCUCUGCCCACACGGGAGCCUGCCAUUGCCACCUUGGAAGCCUCCUGGGGUGAGGGGUCCAAGUCGUCAGACCGGGAAGGAACCCGGGCAGGAGAGGAGGAGAGGAGACAGCAGCCGAAGGAGGGUGCGGAGGAGGACCAAAGAAAGAAGCUGCAAGAGCAACUCACUCUUGAGAAAGAGAGGAAACUGAAGGAGCAACGGUAUCAGGAAGAGCAGGAGCAGAAGCGGCGUCAGGAGGAGGCCCAGGAGCAGAAGCGCCAGGCAGAGAGAGAGAGGGAAACUUCAGUCAAAAUAUACCAGUAUAGAAGGCCUGUUGAUUCCUAUGACAUACCAAAGAGAGAGGAAAAAUCUUCAGGGUUGCUUCCUAGUGACAGGAAUAAAUCCAGAUCCACAACUGAGCUGGAUGGUUACCCUACAAAUAAAAAUGGAGGCAAUAAAUAUUUAGACCAAGUUGGGAGCACUAGCUCUGCACAGAGGAGCUCCAAGAAGGAACAAGUCCCUUCGGAAGCAGAGUUAGAGAGACAACAAAUUCUUCAAGAGAUGAGGAAGAGAACAUCUCUUCUCAACGACAACAGCUGGAUCCGACAGCGCAGCUCCAGUGUAACUAAAGAGCCCAUUUGUCUGCCUGGGAUUAUGAGAAGAGGUGAAUCUCUAGAUAACCUGGAUUCCCCAAGAUCCAAUUCUUGGAAACCAUCCCCUUGGCUCAAUCAGCCUUCAGGAGUCCAUGCUUCUUCCUCUGUUCAAGACUUCAGUCGCCCCCCGCCUCAGCUGGUGUCCACAUCAAACCGGGCCUACAUGCGGAAUCCAUCCUCCAGCGUCCCGCCUCCUUCAGCUGGUUCUAUGAGGACCACCGCUGCACCUUCUCCCACACCACGCAGCCAUUCUCCUUCAGCAUCACAGCCGGGCUCCCAGCUACGCAACAGGUCAGUCAGUGGGAAGCGCGUGUGCUCCUACUGUAAUAACAUUCUGGGCAAAGGAGCCGCCAUGAUCAUCGAGUCCCUGGGUCUUUGUUAUCAUUUGCAUUGUUUUAAGUGUGUGGCCUGUGAGUGUGACCUCGGAGGCUCCUCCUCCGGAGCUGAAGUCAGAAUCAGAAACCACCAACUCUACUGCAAUGACUGCUAUCUCAGAUUCAAAUCUGGACGGCCAACUGCCAUGUGAUGUAAGGCUCCCCACGAAAGCACUGUUGCAGAUAGAAGAAGAGGUGGUCGCUGCUGAUGUCCAUCUAUAAAUACGUGUUGUACGUCUUUUUUGCUCUUUUUUAAAAAAGAAUAACACUUUUUUUUUUUAAUUUUUGCCUCUCUAGAUUACAUCAGAGCAUUAUAGCCUUGGUAGAACCUGUAUUUUUGUUGUUGUUUAUUUAUAAGAAGGUGAUUCUGUGUGUAUGUGGGGGGAAGUGCAGUAUUUACUUUUUGAAUUCAACAUCUGAGAAGCACAAGGGAAAAUAAGAACUUCGAACUAUUUUUGACUCUGAUAAUGAUCUAGUUUGACUUUCUAGUGGUGUUUUGAAGAGGGUUAGUAUUUUAUUGUUUUUUUUUUAAAAAGGUUCUGAAACAUUAUUUGAAAUAGUUAAUAUAAAUAUAUAAUUGUGUUUGCUUUGUUUAUUGUAAUGUAUACUAAAUUAAUGCAGAACCAUAUAGAAAAUUUCACUAAAAUCUACCCACAAAUUUGCUUUCUGUGUCCUUCUUUUCAUCUAUGUAAUAUUGUGCUUUUUAAAAAAAAUUUUUAGCAUGUGUGACAUUUUAUUUGCUUCAUGAGGGGAUCUCUGUUUUCUUCACCAGGAUGAUCACUAAGCAAUGCCCCAUAGAAAGUGCUUCUUUUCAUUAAUACAGAAUCAUCAUGGUUUGUAUACCAAAAGUUUUCUCCAGGAACUAGUAUGCCUUUCUGUUCCACUGCGUUUGUAAAUAAAAUUGCUGAUGCAUUAAGGACGGGUG